AUGGAAGCUAGCAAACUUGGGUUUGGCGUUGUGAUUGGAAGGUCCAAAAAUGACACUAGUAUAAGGCAAGCAUUUGUUGUUAUGACAUGCGAGAGAAGUGGGAAAUAUGUUUCAAAAAUUCGGAAGUUAAAACACGAUGACACGGGAUCGAGAAAAUGUGAAUGUCCGUUUAAAUUACGCGCUUCUUGUAGGGUGGAUGGUUUAUGGCGGUUUAGUGUCAUUUCCGAGAAUCGAAAGGUGGUCAAGCUUGAGUGUCGUUCACCUUCACUUGAUACUAAAGGAAACAUAAAGUUCACCUCGUCUGAGCUUAAGAACGAAGACAACUUAGAGGUUAUGAAGGCUACUUUUGAACGAUACUCUUCUAAGGGUCCGAUUGAGGAGGAUGCGAAGCUUCAAAGAUCGAGAGAAUAUGAAUUUGAUUAUGUAUGUCCCAAAGAUGAAUUUGGAGAUGCAUAUCCGAAAUAG
Messenger RNA from Vicia villosa (hairy vetch), 465 nucleotides. RefSeq lists its product as uncharacterized. The transcript is spliced from 3 exons. NCBI's taxonomy places the organism in Eukaryota, Viridiplantae, Streptophyta, Magnoliopsida, Fabales, Fabaceae. The coding region runs from base 1 to 465 and encodes 154 amino acids. The record is from RefSeq and is a predicted model, not a curated record.